AGGAAUUUUAUGUGUUAAAUAGUCAUAUACGCACCAGUCAAUUUCUGUUUAUUUUAAAGAAGAAAUUGAAAACAAAAUCAAAAUUUCAAAACUCAGGAGGGACUCAGCAGCUGAGAUUGUUACUACAAUGAGAAUAGAUAGUCCACCUUAAAGGUUGGUCCACCUUAAGUGAGCCUGGCCAGGGUAGCCAACUUAUUGUCACUAACUUCAACGCUAACCCAUUCACUUUAAUCAGCAGUUGGCAAAAAGACACAGUAAGUUGACUCGGCUUUUAUUCACUAAACUGAACAUAGAUUUCACUGCUACGUUCACAUCUGUUGACUUCAUACCAGUUUAUCUCUGCUCCAGUUGCUGGUGUUAAAACACUCGCUCUCUCUCUCUUUCUCAAGCAAACACUCUCUACACACCUCUCUUCAGUAACCAAAAACAAUAGGCAAUAUGGAGGACAGCAAAAAUGAUCAAGGUCAUGUCCAUGUAUUGUAAAAUAAAUUGAUAAUGUAAUGAUCUCUUUUAAGAUUAAAAAACUGGUAAAUGUUUUACCUGUAGACAUGUAAUUUUGAGAUAUACUUUUGAGUAAAACUACUUUUUUAGCAACAUGUUUUUCUCAGCAAGUUGUGUAAGUGACCAGAAACACUAUGUUCUUGGUAUCAUGUAGCCAAGUGAAACUGUGCCUUUGGGCUUUGAAAAAACAGUGAGGUUGGCACGUGACUUGUUGAGGUAUAAGUGGGUAUGAAAGCGAAGAAAAUGAACAGACAUUUCUUCUGAGCCAAUUUUUGGUGUAGAGUAAGGAUUAUCUUUGAGACAUGUAGCAACAAGUGCAACAUAUUUUUGUAAGUGUUCCUUUAUCUGUUGACAGUGAAGUGGGAGUGUUGAAAUUUGACUGGAUUUCCUCAUCAUGAUGAAGCUGAUCCUGUCUCUCACUCUCAUCUGGACUCUCUCCAGCACAGCUGAACCUCUUCAGUGUUGGCAGAGUGAAGGAGAUGAAAGAUGGGAGUUACGUCCAUGUGACUCUACGGAUCUGUGUGCAAGUGUUGCUGCACAAGGAUAUGUGAAUCAAAAUCUCCAACAGAUCACCAACAGGUUGUGUUUGCCAUCCUCUCUUUUCAGUGAAGGAAAGCACACAUAUUCAUACAAUGUUGGUUUUGAAACUAUGACUGUAUCUGUUCAUGUGUGUAACACAGAUGGCUGCAACAGUGAAGACAUACCUUACCCUGGUGUUCAGAAGAAAAACAACCUGAAAUGUUUCACCUCCGAUGAUCCAUCUUGUGCUGAGUGUAACCAGACAGUACAGUGUGAAGGAGUGCAGGACCGCUGCUUUAGUGGAACUGCAGAAGAUAUCAGAGGCACAUUUCAUACCUUUGGAUGUGUCUCUGCCAACCUCUGUGAAAUACUUUCUCACUUGGAGCUCCCUUUUCCAUAUGUUGAAUUCCUUCGUGCACCAACAUGUUGUGGAAGCAGCUUCUGUAACUCAGCUUGAUCUGUCAAACUGAAUAUGAUCACUUUGCUGUUUGGACUCAUUACCCGUAUCUUCUAUUAUAACAAAGAUAAACUAACAGAAUAGUCACACACACAGAGUGCUUAAAAUAUUUUAUUUAUGUUGAUUUAGACGUUUUACACAGACUGAAUCAUUGACAUUUAAAUGUUUUGAUUAAUCUGACAUGCUCCUUUAGGAUUUUGAAUGCAUCAACUGUAAUGCCUCUAAAUCCAUUAAUUUAAAUACGCAGAGGACACGAAUCUGUUCAGUUGAUACAGUUGAGAUUGUUUAAAUUGAUUUAGUCAAAUUUCGAACAGCAGCUCUAAUUGUCUCCUCAUUACUCCUCCAACUUAAUAAAUAGGUCGGAUGUGUUUACUGAGCUUGGUUGCUGAGUUACACACAAUUUAACUAGGAGUGGUUCUGGGUGUCUCUUCGCAAGUGCAACAGCUCACUUCUCCUUUACUGCAGUAUCUUCUCUUUAAGCUGAACUCUUUUGAUGUAGUCUCUUCUACAUGUAACUCUGUCAUCCUUUAUUGUACUUAUUGUUUUUGUAAAAUUAAAAAAAAAAUAAUAUAUAUAUAUAUAUAUAUAUAGUUAUAUUAAGAAUCAUGAAGCAACAUAUUUUACGUUCGAAUAGAUUUUGUAAUUUUCCCAAAAAAAAUUUUCAAAAGAAAUAAUAGUGAUAUAUUUAACAAUUAUAAAAUAAAUGAUAAUAAAUGAAAAUAAAUAAUAAAUGAAAAUUCACGAGGAAAAAAAUGAGAAGUUGAUGAUUUGUUGAUUAUUGCAGCUGUUUAUAGAAGUAAACAGUCUUCUUUGUAUUCAAGUGUGUCAAGUAACUUCCUCUUUUUAAAUAUAGGUUCAAUAUUAAGUGUUUCCUGCAAUCUGCAGAUUUACUCACCAUGAUGAAGCUGAUCCUUCAUCAUGAAACAAGUUAACUAUAUGUAUCCUGCUGAAUGAUGAAAAGUGCUCCAAUGAGUUUUGAUGCAUUGGCUGAAUGUGAGCACACAGCAUGCUCCUGUAUACUUCUGCAUUCAUUCUGUUUGUUCUGUCAGCAGUGAAAUCAUCAAUA
Molecule: messenger RNA, 2543 nt
Organism: Scomber scombrus (Atlantic mackerel)
Lineage: Eukaryota; Metazoa; Chordata; Actinopteri; Scombriformes; Scombridae
Product: phospholipase A2 inhibitor and Ly6/PLAUR domain-containing protein-like
Exons: 6
Coding region: 896-1477 (193 amino acids)
Source: RefSeq, a predicted model, not a curated record